Messenger RNA from Chelonus insularis, 3454 nucleotides. Its product is annotated as RAB11-binding protein RELCH homolog. Gene Ontology annotation, cellular component: recycling endosome; trans-Golgi network. The coding region runs from base 107 to 3433 and encodes 1108 amino acids. Gene Ontology annotation, molecular function: protein binding. Lineage: Eukaryota; Metazoa; Arthropoda; Insecta; Hymenoptera; Braconidae. The transcript is spliced from 2 exons. Gene Ontology annotation, biological process: intracellular cholesterol transport. The record is from RefSeq and is a predicted model, not a curated record.
AAUUAGUCUAGAAAGUAAAAUAUUUGCGUAUAAAUAACUUUUCUUUACAAUCAAAAAAUGUUAAAAUAAAAUAAACAUAUAUAAUUAAGAUCAUUAAAAUAAAAUAAUGGAGCAAGUUUCAGAAAAUUGGAUAAAUCGUUCAUCAUUAAAUGAUUCAGAUAAUACUCAAGGUGAAAUAAUGGUGGGACUUGAAUCUUAUAAUCAAAUUGCCACAAAGUUACUGAGUGAAAAGUUAUUAUUAACAGCUUUAGAAUUACAUGCUGAGUUAUGCGAAGCUGGAAAAGAACUUCCAAUACUUCGUGAUUUCUUUUUUAAUACAAAUAAUUUUGAAAAUUGUUCUUAUAGGCCAGAUUCUUAUAUGUCAAUUGGAAAAUCAUCUAGUCAAGCCACUUUAGAUUCAUUAGAUAUGACUAGAUAUUCUGAAGUUGAUGGAGAAAUGAAUGAAAGAGUUGCUAUACUUGAAUUUGAACUAAGAAAAGCUAAAGCUAAUAUUUUGGCAUUAAGAACUAAUCUUACAGUUGUUACUAAAUCAGCAAGCACAUCACCACACAAAAAACUCGAAGAGGAUUCAUUUAAGAAACAACCUAUUAAACCACAUGAAGAAAGAGCUUUAAACUAUUUAGUCUAUGAGUAUUUAUUAAUGCAAUCUUAUAAACUUACAUCUAUUACUUUUAGUGAUGAAAAUGAAAAUCAAGAUUUUGAAGAUUGGGAGGACGUUGGUUUAAAUAUUCCAAAACCUCCUAAUUUGUUACAUAUUUAUAGAGAAUUUAUUAAUAAAAAUGAAAAUGAAAAAUUAAUAUUUUCAGAUGCUUCAACACAGGUUAAUUUUAAUUUUCAAUGUCAUGAUAAUAUCAAUAUCAUUGAGAAUGAUAAUUCUGAUAUUGCCGAAGAAAUAACAUAUUUUGAACGAAAUUUUGAUCAAAAGUCAGAAAAAAAUCAAAAUUUGAAUAAAUGUGUUAAUGAAGUUGAUAAAAAAGAUAUUUCAGAAUAUAUAUUUAGUGAAAAUAUUUCACAUUCAUUUAUUAAUUCAACAUCUGAUCCAGCCAAUGAGCUCGAAUCAUUUGACAAAGAAACAGGUACCUAUCAAGAAUCUAACGCAAGUGACUGCAUAUCAACAAUUAUAAGCUUUGAAGAUAUAAAUGAUAAUAAUAAAACUACUACACAGUCAUCAGAAGCUAUACCAGAUCUUUUUACAUCACUAAACCUGCCAUCUAGAUAUUUACCUGAAUACUUUAGGAAACAAAUACUAGGAUUUGUUUCUAAUAAUCUAUGUGACGUGGGAAUACCAGUAAUUGAUAAUUUAGCUGAUAUUUAUUUAACCCAAGAUAUUAUAAAUAUACUUAUUGAAAGUUUACUAGUUAUAACUCCGAACAUAGCCUCCAACAAAAAAUUUGAAAUAAUACCUUUGAUAUUGGCAACUAUUAAAUACUAUUCAACAAGUGUGAACUGUGAUAAAUUGGUCCAUUUAUUAUUUAACUUGAAAAAAAAGCCACGUCAAGCGGAAAGAAGAGUCUUAAUAAAAGCAUUAAUAUUUUCAAUACAAUUAGACAACAAACGAAUGUUAUUAGAAAAAAUAAUAACUCUCUGUUGGGAGCAAAGUCAGCAUCAGUAUCCUGAACGAAGAUUAUUAGCGGUCGAGUGUUGUUCAGCACUUGCACCUUAUGCUUCGAAUGAAAUUAGAAAUUCAUUAAUUACAUCUAUGCUUCAACAAAUUCUGCUUGAAGAUAAAGAAUCAGCUGUUCGAGCAAAAGUUGUUCAUAGCUUAUCAUUGCUCAUCAUGUUAACUGAUGAUACUGAUAAAUAUUUUCAGUUUGAAGAAUUAACAUUUACAGCACUAGAAGAUGAGUCACCGAAGGUUUUCCAAAUUGGUUUAUCAAUAUUAUUGCCUACUCUUGCUCAAUGGGCAUUAUAUUUAAAACGAUUUUUAUCACAUCUAAUGAUACGUUUAUUAUCAAGAUUAAAAGACCAAUUAAUAAAAAUGGAUAAAUUUGAUAUCAAAUAUUCUCCAAAUAAAGACAUUCGAAGCAUUGAAAAUAUUAUAAAACUAAUUGAUGCUUUAAAUAUUUUAAUACCUUAUACAAUUGUUUGUGUAGUCGAUAAUCCUACCAUUAAAAAUGCUUUACAAAGUGAAACUUCAUCAGAAUUACCAAAUAAAAUAUUAUCUUUAUGUAAGUUAACUAUUACAAAUCCAUUAAUUUUUUCUGAAUACCCAGAAGAUACGGGAAAGCUUAUCAAUACAUUUUUAAUAAAUUCUUGGGAUGAGAAAAUAUGGCCAGAACUUGAAUGGUUUAUGAAAAAAUUCAUUCCAGAGAUUUUGGAAAUGAUUAAAUUGAUUGACGUUAGUCAAGAAAAAAUUUUAACCAACUUUUUAAUAUAUUUUGAAUUAGUAUGUAAGGGUUUUAGUAGCAUCACUGUACAAUCUUAUUUAAAAAAUAUAUUUCAUGAAGAAUUAUUGAUAUUGGAGAGAAAAAUAACGUCCAAUAGAGAAUCUUCUAGUAAAAUGUCACUUAUACCAGCUCAUAUAUUAGUUUUGUCUACCUCAAACACUAAUGAAUUAUUACAAUUGUUAAAACAUCUCAACAACAUGUUGGCAAACAAUUCAGUCGAUAUAACAGGCUUAUUGAUAGGUAUCAAAAUAUUAUGUAAACAAUCUGAAUUAAUGGAAAAAAUUAUCAAUGUAUUUUUCGAUGAUUUAUUGGAACAACCAUCUGUCGUAAAAAGUAAAACGCUGAAAAUUUUCAGUCGUAUAAUUUUUGGCAUUAAUGAAAAUCUCGUUGUUACAAAAAUCAUACCAAUAAUUAUGAAACUCAUCAAUGAUCCUGAUGUACAAGUACAAGUAAUGGUCAUUGAAAUUCUUGGUAAAAUUAUUACUGGUUUUAAAAUUGAAGAAAUGAAAAAUAAAAGUCAAAUUGCAUUGGAAAACAUUUUGAAAAAUUAUAAUGACAUUCCACAAGAAUUAACAAUUCCGAUUAUAACAAUUUUAGCUAACAUUGCACCGUAUUGUCCUCAAGAUUAUGUAGAGAAUGUUAUUUUAAUAAAUUUAAAAAAAAUAACAAUAUUAACUUUACAACACCAUGUUAAGAUCGAUAUUAUUAUAGCUUUGAUAAAUGCAUUUUCAAAUUUAAUUUAUUGUUCUUUAAGUGAAGAAUGUAUUAUUGGGAAUUUGUUAUUUAGUUUGAAACAGUUAGAUGUUAUUGUUUCUCAACAAUUCCUUCAACAAAAGGAUAAUGUUAAAUUAUUGAUUCAACAAAUUGAAAUGCGUAAUAAUUCAGUAGAAUUGAAGCAAAGAUCAUUACCAACUUCCUCUUCAUCUUCGCCAUUAACAUUGAUAGGUACAGGUCAAGGUGUAGAAGAUAUGAAAAAUAAAAUGUCUAAAUUAUUUGCUUCUAAACCUAAUUCGCCAAUUAUAUCACAUAUAUUUCGUAAAAAAUAAAAAAUAUGCUUUUUUCAAAAA